Molecule: messenger RNA, 1837 nt
Organism: Prosopis cineraria
Lineage: Eukaryota; Viridiplantae; Streptophyta; Magnoliopsida; Fabales; Fabaceae
Product: polypyrimidine tract-binding protein homolog 1
Exons: 10
Coding region: 179-1669 (496 amino acids)
Biological process (GO): regulation of RNA splicing
Cellular component (GO): nucleus
Molecular function (GO): mRNA binding
Source: RefSeq, a predicted model, not a curated record
UAGCAGAUCACCCCGAUGGAGUCCGGGACGAUAUAAAAUCCCCUCCAUAUUCCCCCACUCUCCUUCGAGCUAUCGGGAAAUCGCGGCAGUUUCUAGACAACCAAACACUCGACUUUCACCUUCACAACCUGAAAUCUUUACCUGCGCCGGAUUCCUUAACGGUACUCCAAUCCGUGAAAUGUCAACCUCAAGCCAGCACCAGUUUCGAUACACUCAAACCCCAUCUAAAGUCCUGCAUCUACGCAAUCUUCCAUGGGAGUGCGCCGAAGAGGAGCUCAAGGAGCUUUGUAAACCCUUCGGUAAGAUUGUCAACACCAAGUGCAAUGUCGGCGCCAAUCGGAACCAGGCUUUUGUUGAAUUUGCAGAUUUAAAUCAAGCCAUUUCAAUGGUUUCAUAUUAUGCCUCGUCUUCAGAGCCUGCGCAAGUUCGUGGUAAAACUGUUUAUAUUCAGUAUUCUAAUAGACACGAAAUUGUCAACAAUAAAAGUCCCGGAGAUGUUCCUGGAAAUGUCUUGCUGGUAACAAUUGAAGGUGUGGAAGCUGGAGACGUGAGCAUUGAUGUUAUCCACUUGGUGUUUUCUGCUUUUGGAUUUGUACACAAAAUUGCUACAUUUGAAAAGGCUGCAGGCUUUCAGGCUCUGAUUCAGUUCAGUGAUGCUGAUACUGCUGCUUCAGCUAGGAAUGCACUGGAUGGAAGAAGCAUACCCAGAUACUUGCUCCCUGAGCAUGUUGGUUCUUGUCACUUGCGUAUUUCAUACUCAGCACAUACUGAUCUUAAUAUCAAGUUCCAGUCUCAUCGCAGCAGGGACUACACGAAUCCUUACCUUCCUGUUAAUCCUACUGCUAUUGAGGGGGUGGUGCAGCCUGCUGUUGGUCCUGAUGGAAAGAAAAAGGAACCUGAGAGUAAUGUGCUUCUGGCAUCCAUUGAAAAUAUGCAGUAUGCUGUCACUGUAGAUGUUAUUCACACGGUCUUCUCUGCAUUUGGUACUGUGCAGAAAAUUGCUAUAUUCGAAAAGAAUGGCCAAACUCAGGCUCUAGUUCAGUACCCUGAUGUUACAACAGCAGCAACUGCCAGAGAAGCUUUAGAGGGGCAUUGCAUAUAUGAUGGUGGCUAUUGUAAGCUUCAUCUAUCAUACUCUCGUCAUACUGAUCUCAAUGUGAAGGCUUUCAGUGACAAAAGUAGAGACUAUACAAUCCCAGAUCCAAGUAUGCUUGCAGCACAAGCUCCUUCCACAGCUUGGCAGAAUUUCCAGGCUUCUCCUUUGUACUCUGGUAGUUCUCCUGCUGUGCAGGGUCAGGUCCCUGGAGGACAAGUUCCAUCAUGGGAUCCAGCCAUGCAGGCAGCUGCACCGAGUUAUGUGCCAGCACCAGGUACUUUUCCUGGUCAAACCUAUGGGGCCCCUCCAGUUCCUGCCUAUUCCCCUGCAGCAAUGCCUGCUGCUUCAUCACCUCUAGCACAGACGAGUCAUGUUUCUCAUAAUGCAAAUUCUCUGGGAAUCGCUCAGCCUGGGGUUCAACAGAAUGUAAAUUUACUGCCCAGUGGCGCUUCACCUCCAGGUCCUGGUUCCUCACCUCUUGUGCAAACCAGCCCAGCUGCUCAAGGAUUGGGUCAGCCAAGUAUGAGACCUGGUGGCGCUUCACCUCCUGGUCAACAACCUUACUAUGGUUGAUGAGUUGUCUUCAAGUAGUUGAAGUCACCUGGUUCAGGCAAAAAAUUGAAGUCACUUGCCUUGCAAUUGAUUUUCCUUUUAUUUUGUUGUUUACCUUUUAGUUGGAUCUCAAAGAACUCUGCCCUAAUUUUUUAAUGUAUUGCAGCAAGUAUCAUGGCUUUCCUUGUA